UUUAUAGAGAAAUUGUAUUUAUAUAAUCAUACAUAAUAAAUCCCCUUUUUUUCUUUUCUUUUCUUUUCUCAUUCUUGUAUUUAAAACGAAUAAACAGAUUAUCAAUAAUGACAGAUGAGGAACAAAUAGAGAUAGAUGGAAAAUCCUCAGUUGAACAUCAAAUAGAGCUUUAUAUACAUGAUCUCUUCAAUAUCUCUAAAAUGACACUUGUCGAAAUUCUAGAGAACCUCGACUACCUUAUGCAGACACGUAUCAAACGACAUCACCAUCAUCUCAACCCAGACCUAAUGGAACGUCUCAUGAAGGCUCUCCUUAUCAAUGCAGGACAUACCACCAUUCACUCUGGCUUUAUCCGAAAGGGGACUACAUUGGGCGCCGAUUUAGCCUUCUUUUUGAUAGGUGACUUUAUGGAACACGUAGUUGAAUUUCGUGAAGCCAUUCAUCGUGUUUCAGCUCACGAACUACGCAAUUGUUUAAAGAUACAUUAUCGUUGUCAAAGUUAUUCAACAGAUAUACAAAAGAGGGCUGCCGUGGUCAUGAUUCGUCUCUUCCAGAUCCUCUUCCCGCAUUUGUAUGGUGGUCAUGAUGAUUGGCGUGAUUUGGUAAGGCGAGGUGAACAAGAGGCUAUGAGGGAGUUACUUGAAGAUGGUGGUAGUCAUUCACAACAGCAGUUAGGUAUGCCUAGAUCAUAUCAUUCAAUUCCAUCUUUAGUCUCCUCCUCUUUAUUACCACCACAGGCUCUUUACUUUGACCGUUCUAUUGAUAAACUCAUUAAAAUGUAUCCACAAAGCGUAAAUUGCGUUGGUUUAGCAAGUGACAAAAUUUCCUUUUUGCAUACAUAUUAUGGUUAUAAUAUGUUACCAUCACCUAUUCAACAAAAUAUGUUGAAGAUGUUAUUUUAUCAAUUGACUGAUUUUAUGAUCUUGAUUUUAAUUAUGGCUGCUGUUAUUGAAGCUGCUCAGAAGGACUUUCAUAGUAUGUCUGUCCUUCUCGCCGUUAUUGUUUUGAAUACCUUGAUUGGGUUUAGUCAAGAAUGGAAAGCAAGUAAGACGCUGAAUACCCUAAUGGAUUUGUCUGUUCCAAAAGCUUGUGUUAUUCGUGAUGGAAAACAAAAGACAAUCUCUUCAGAUGAUCUGGUUCCAGGAGAUAUUGUUAUAAUAGAAGAAGGAGAUGUUGUACCUGCAGAUCUUCGUUUAAUCAAUGUUUCACAGCUUCAUGUCGUUGAAAGUGUCUUGACAGGCGAAAGCUUACCUGUUGAAAAAGAUGUAAAUCCCAUUAAAAUCAAGACAAGAUGCAUCUCUAUUAAUGAAUGUAAAGGAAAUGUAUUCAUGUCAACUACAGUAACUCGUGGACGUGCAGUCGGUAUUGUCGUACGUAUUGGCGAAAAUACAGAGAUUGGUAAAAUUAGUACAGCUAUUCAACAAGGUUUCAAACAUAAAAUGAAAACGCCAAUUCAAAAGAAAUUGGAUAAGCUAGGAAAAUAUUUAGUUUUCCUGGCAAUUGUUUUAUGUAUAUUAGUUGUUAUUAUUGAUGUUAAUCAAAUGCUAAAUGUUGGGUUAAGUUUGGCUGUGUCUGUUAUCCCUGAAGGCCUAGUAGCAGUAACUACCGUCACAAUGGCUAUUGGUGUACGUAGAAUGGCUGAAAAUAAUUGUAUUGUUCGAAAAUUAUCUGCAGUAGAAGCAUUAGGAAGUAUAACAGUUAUUUGUUCUGAUAAGACUGGUACAUUGACUGAAGGGAAAACGGGGACAUACAAGUUAUGGACAGGUGAUGGAUUACACUACCAGUUUACGAACCCUACAUCAUUUAAUGAAGGACAUAUUUUACUCUCUUCUUGCUACCGAGAAGAAGAUGAUUCUAUUAAAUCACAGGCAACUUGUAAAGCUAUCAUGAUAAUUGCUCUCUGUAAUAAUGCUUCACUCAUCUAUGGAGAUCCUACCGAAAUUGCCCUUGUCGCAUGCUCACAAAAGGUAGGGAUAGGGAAGGAUUAUUGGGACCAGCAAGGAUACAGUCGUAUUCAUGAAUAUGCAUUUGAUUCAGAACGUAAACUUAUGAGUGUUGUUUAUUUAAACAAAAAUGAAAUGAUUUUGCUUUGCAAAGGUGCACCUGAAGAACUAGUGAGAAAAUGCUCACACUAUAUUGGACCUCAAGAAGAGUUAUUGAUUUUAAAUGAUGUAUCCUCCAUGAAUACAAGGAUUGCUAAGGAAAGUUCAAGAAUGGCGGGUCAGGGACUACGUGUAUUGGGCCUUGGGUAUAAGAAAUUAACCAUAAAUCCAGAUGGUAGUCAUCCUGAAUACUCUGAGACAGGCUUAACAUUUGUAGGUUUAAUUGGUACCAUUGAUCCACCAAAGAAGGGUGUUCAAGAGACAAUCCAACGAUUCCAGGAGGCAGGAAUAAGAGUUAUGAUGAUUACAGGUGAUCAUAUUAAAACUGCCAUAGCUAUUGCAACUCAACUGGGUAUUUUUCAUCCUGAUCAAUCAAAUAAGAACAUUGCAAUUCUAGGUCAGGAACUCGAUUUUCUUUCAGACGAUGCUAUUUUAGAGCUUGAUCCAUUUCCUUGUGUAUUUGCACGAGUAAGUCCUGACAAUAAAUUAAAAAUAGUAAAGGCCUUACAGCAACGUGGAGAACUAGUAGCUAUGACAGGUGAUGGUGUGAAUGAUGCACCAGCAAUCAAAUGCGCAGAUGUAGGUAUUGCUAUGGGUAAAGUGGGUACAGAUAUCACUAAACAGGCAGCUGAUAUUGUUUUACUCGAUGAUGAUUUUACUACUAUUGUGAGUGCAGUAGAGGAAGGACGUCAUGCAUUCGAUAAUAUACUUAAAUUUAUUAUUUAUCUUUUGAGCUGUAAUGGAGCAGAAAUAUUUCUGAUGUUAAUAUGUGCUAUUGUUAACUUGGAGAUGCCUUUAACAGUUAUGAUGAUCUUGUAUGCCAAUAUUAUAGCAGAUAUUCCACCUGCCAUGGCAUUAGGUGUAGAGCCAAAGGAAGUUGGAUUGAUGAAAAGACAACCAAGAGAUCCAAAUCAACCUAUCUUAACUAAAAUCACUUGGGUCAUGAUAAUUACACAGUCUAUCUUAAUAGCUAUUUUAACUCUUGCUAUUUAUAUUAUUAACUUGAAAUAUUUAAACUAUCCAAUUGAAGAAGCUCAAUCUACAGUAAUAAUUUAUAAAAUUGUUUCACAAAAAUAUUAAAACAAUUAUAAAUGUAUAUAAUAGGCAUUUGCAGCAAUAACCAC
Cokeromyces recurvatus is the source of this 3226-nucleotide messenger RNA. RefSeq lists its product as uncharacterized. Gene Ontology annotation, molecular function: P-type calcium transporter activity; ATP hydrolysis activity; ATP binding. Gene Ontology annotation, cellular component: plasma membrane; endoplasmic reticulum. Gene Ontology annotation, biological process: intracellular calcium ion homeostasis; calcium ion transmembrane transport; manganese ion transport. The record is from RefSeq and is a predicted model, not a curated record. Bases 108 to 3182 code for a protein of 1024 amino acids. The transcript has 12 exons. NCBI's taxonomy places the organism in Eukaryota, Fungi, Mucoromycota, Mucoromycetes, Mucorales, Mucoraceae.